UGUGAAGAGGAUUAUUUAUAUGAAGUAAAAAAUUCAAACAAAAUUGAUGCUAAAAACAAAUAAACAAGAUAAUAUUAAAAAAUAAAUAUUUAAAACAAAAGUAAAAAAGAAAACAAGUUAAAAUACUUCAAAGAAAUUAUAAGUCACAGUGAAAGAAGAAAACAUAAAAUUUCAAACAAAUAAAAAAAAGAAAACUGUGUUAAUAGUUGUGCGGUGAUACAGAAACUAAAAUAGCCACAGCCUGGGAAUUUCAAAAUUUUACACUGGCUUGCAUUCCUUUUUGCAACAAAACUAUUGACAAAUAUUUUCACAAAUUAAUGCAAUAAACAACUAGAAUAGAAAUCGAACCUCCGACAAAGAAAAUGCCUUAUUACGGUCUCUAUAUACCCGUUAAGGGUGGUGCAACAGCAGCAUCAUCAUCGUCGUCGACCAACGGAGCCAACUCAACAAAUUCCACAACGUCUUUGGCCGUUGACUGCGGCAAUGACGUAAAUAAAGACAAUAAUGAGACCGAUGUUUCUGCUUUUGUCUUCCAAAAUAAAAAGGAAGCUUUGCAAGUUUUAAAACAACACAAAGAUGCUCGUUUCAAAGAAUUCCUUAAUGAAGAUGAUGCCAUUAAAUAUGCCCAAACUGGUUAUGAAAUUGUGCAAAAUAAAUACAACGAUGUUAAAACAUCAACAGAAUCCUUGGAAAAGGCCGCAUUUAGAGCACCCACAAAACAACAACUCAUCAAAUUUCGUCAAAUUAUUGAAGUCGACGACUGGGAACUUGUCAAAAAAAUGAUAUGGGAUAAUCCACGCUAUCUAGUUAGUUCGGGUGAUACACCCACAAUUCUCAAAGAGAGUUUUCGUUACAAUGCCAUGCACGUUUGUGCAAUAUCUAAAUGUCCCAAUGUAGCUAAGCUAAUACUCGAUACAGUAUCUGAUCCAAAAUUUGCCGACCUUUUAAUGGGCAAGAAAAACGAUGAGAAAGCAUGCAAAGAAUUGUGUGCUAAUCUCUUAGAUUAUUAUCUAAAUAUACCAGAAAAGGGUAGAAGUGAGACACCGUUGCAUUUAGCCUCUAAAUUUGGUUGUCCCGAAAUGGUGGAAGUGCUAACUUCAUAUCCAGAAUGUAAAAAUUUACCCAAUGAUCAAGGUUUAAUGCCGAAAAAUAUUAUUUGCGAUCGUGGCAAUGAAAAUUUUCGUGGAAAAAUUGAAAAACUUUUUGAGGAACGUUAUUAUGUGCCGGUAUUACGUUGUAAUGAUAGUGCUAUACCAGCACAAAUUGGUGAACCAUUUGCGGCUAAUAACCCACCAAAUCUCAACUGUGAUAAUUUAACACCAGAGGUGGAAAUUAAAGCUUUAGCGGGACCCAUGAGUAAGGAACAAGCUAAGCAAUUUUUCCGUCGUUGGAAGACACCACCUAGACUGGGUAGCAAUAUGUCCUCUCCCAUAGCUAACAAUCCGUAUAUAUCACCCAUGAAACCACGCAACAGUACACCCAUUAAAACACCAAGAGGUGGAAACACCAGUUUCAAUUCACCCACUGCCACUUUACAAAGACGUUCUUUAUUCAAUUCCACGCCACAGCGUAAAGAAUAUAAUGGUGUCAUUGAAUCAAAUGGUUUUGAUAAAUCUUUACUAGACGAUUCAUUCGAUGACAAACAGAAUGGCAAUCAUGAGAAGGAAAACAACGAAAUGGAUGCUUUAGAGAGAACAGAAGAAACUAAUAACAACAAUCAUUUGGGCAAGAUGCCAAAACCUCAAAUGAAUAUGUUAAAAUCGGCCUUAUGCCCCCGCACUCCCUUGUUCAAGCUUAAGAAUAAUGCAUUUUCGAAUUAUCGUGAACAGAAUGUGGGCUCUCCCUUGGUGCACACCAUUGAGCUUGUACAUGAAAUGAAUGAUUCCUUAUUAAAUGUAUCGGAUGUUUACGAUAGCCCUGGUUUUAAGGAACGUCAUGUAAAGAACAGCGAUCCUGAAAAGGGUAUUGAAUGUAUUGGUCGUGUUUUGGCCAAAGAACAAAAUAUAGAAUGGCGUGAGUAUUGGGAUUUUCUAGAAGAGUUCAUAGACAUAGCCUCCGAUAAGGGUGUGCAGAAAUUGGAAAAUUAUUUGGCCCAACGUCAAAGGGAACAGGACCAACGUAAUAAUCGUACACAAUCCACACAAAAGUCUGAUAUACUCGAUGAUGUCCGCAAUGCCUUGGAGAAUUGUUUCAUAAGUAGCAAUUCAACAGCAGCUAACAAUACAAACAAAACGAAUACAUCAACAACACAUCAAUCUACUACACCCUAUACUUAUGUGGAGAAAUCGCUACAGGUGCAUGCUAGACGCAUGACUAAAACCAUUAUACAUAACAUCAAUAAUGAGGUGUCUAUUAUUGAUGCUUUACUUUUGGAAUUGAGAAGAGUUAAAUCGUUAAUUUACUCCUUUAAAGAGGAUGCUAGCUAUAUAAAUGUUAAUUUUGAAAAGGUUCAUUCACGCAUAGGUAAUUUGGUGUCCAUGUUUUUGGAAAAUUCACAAGAGGUGACACGGCAAAUGAAAGAGAAAAUCUUGAUUAUAUUACAAAAUCUCUCCACGGCUCAAGGUGAGCGGCGUGAGCAUAUGGAAUGUGUUUGUUCGCGUAUUUUUUAUAUGCUGCAAAAUCCAACUGAACAAGUGCUACCAGAAAACGUUAAAACCGAAGAUAUGUGCUCGAAAAUUUGGUCUCAAGAAAAAGACUGUGACUGCCAGUGGGAGAGUAAUUUAAGUCGUAAAACUAGCCGUCGCAAUCGCAUGGAGGCGCGCUAUAAAAAUCAUCAACGUCUUAAGCAACAGGAAAAAGUACAAAAAGAUGUGGAUAAUCAAAUGGCCGAUCUAAAAGGUGAUUGGCGUAACACUACGGCAGCCUCAAAUGAUUCCUCGGAUGAGGAGGAAUUUUGGUCUGAUUUUGGUGGUUCUGAUACUGAAGAAGAUGAAGUAUAUGUAACGCCUUGUGAAAGUCCUUCACGUUUAAGUUUAUCCGAUGAUACAGAUGAUGAAUGUAAUAAAAUAUUUAUUUAUGGCAAUGAACCCACAAAACGAGAUUUGGAUGUAUUAAAUGCUAUUUUCCAUAUAACUAUUGAUAAGACUAAAUAUCCCAAUAUUCAUUCCUGGAAAUCCACCAUAAUGCGUUAUCCCAAUGAGGAGAAGGAUUUUUUUCCCUCACCAAGAAUUGUUAAAAAAUCUCAUUCAUUUGUGGCCACCAGUGGAAACAAAAAAGACUACUAUGUACAACCACAAACACCAACAUCAAUGCAAAGAUCCUAUUCCAUUGUACGUUCGAAUACAAGUUCUUUAAUACUACACUCACCCAGACAGCAAUCGCCUUUGGCUACAUCAGCAGCUUCAUUAUCAACAUCAACUGGUGGUGGUGGUGGUGGAGGAAUACUUAAAGAACCCAUUUUACAACUGCCCACAGCAAAACGUUUAUUUAUGUCACCAGGGCGACCAAAAACAAUGACUGCCAUCUCAUUAGCUAAUAAUACCAAUAUGAAUAUUACUACAGCUUCAGCUACAACUACAACAGCUACUAAUGCUACAAAUCCUAUAAAUGUGGUCAGCAUGAAAUUACCCAUACAACAGCAUAUGCAAAAACCAGUUACGCCUCUCAAUAAGUUACGUGGCCUUUUUAGUGCCUACCGUGAAUGCCUAGAUAGUAGUCCGCUUUCAACUUCAUCGACAUCACCCUAAAAAUUUUUGGAUACGAUCCCUAACAAUCUCAGUCUCAGAAUGAAAUUCUCUGCAACCAAGCAAUUUUUCCACUGAGAUUUAAACACUUACAUAUUUAUGUUAAUUUUUAAAUACCCCAUUUUUAAUUAAGUUUUUUGUUUUAGUUUUUGUUUCAACUUUUACAUUUUUAUAUUCAGUUUUUUUUUAUUGGCAAUUAUUUUUAAUUUGUUCUUUUCAAUACUUUUUAAACAAACAUCAUUUACUUUAAGUGAUUGUUUUCCAACUCCAUGUGCUUAAAUAAAAUGAAUUUAAUAAUUCUUCCCUUUUA
This is a messenger RNA of Lucilia sericata (common green bottle fly), 3993 nucleotides long. RefSeq lists its product as uncharacterized. Gene Ontology annotation, molecular function: protein phosphatase 2A binding. Gene Ontology annotation, cellular component: endoplasmic reticulum. The record is from RefSeq and is a predicted model, not a curated record. Bases 363 to 3686 code for a protein of 1107 amino acids. Gene Ontology annotation, biological process: negative regulation of phosphorylation. The transcript has 11 exons. NCBI's taxonomy places the organism in Eukaryota, Metazoa, Arthropoda, Insecta, Diptera, Calliphoridae.